GGGAUGGACCGGAGGAGGUAGAAUCGUUGGCUCGCACACGACCGCACCGAGUCAGGACCAUACAUCGAGCAUCAUGGAUCGGGUUAGAGUCAUCAAUUACUUCCUGGGACUCCUGGCCUUGGUUCUACUGCAGGCUGGGACGGAUACGGAAGGACGGAGUCUACUCAACACAGGUAACCAUGUUUUCAGUCCUAAAGACGAAGCGGACGUCCAAGGCAAAAUCCUCUCCUUGCUCCUGCACAAGAGCUUAGUCCCGGUCGAAAAGAACGACCCUCCAGGUCUUGGACUGGCGGAGAAACUAGCGGAGCUGGAAGAGUUGGAGGCGCUGAGGGAAGACCUGGAACUGGAGAAGGAACUCGCCGGCAACUUGGUGGACAAACCCGAGACGAGGAAGAGAGGAGAACCUUGCUUCUGGAAGUACUGUGUGUGACGUGGCAGUGGAGAGGAAGCGGACACUGUGAAACCUUUGCUGCAAAGCCCGACACAGCCUUAAAAACAGCAGUAACGUGUGCCAUCAUCUCCAAGAAGUACUCACAGGAAAUAGUCCAUGACAAAUGUACUUACCUGUGCUCACCGGGGUUAUUCUUUCUCCUUUUAUGUCGCCCUCUUGUGGCAGGAAGAGACACUGCUUGUUUUUCCCCUCUGUAGUAGAAACGCAUUGAUAGUUUUGAAAAUAAAUUCCAUUGUGGAUGUUAAAGUGUU
This is a messenger RNA of Nerophis ophidion (straightnose pipefish), 702 nucleotides long. RefSeq names its product urotensin 2 domain containing (gene uts2d). Lineage: Eukaryota; Metazoa; Chordata; Actinopteri; Syngnathiformes; Syngnathidae. Gene Ontology annotation, cellular component: extracellular region. Gene Ontology annotation, molecular function: hormone activity. Gene Ontology annotation, biological process: regulation of blood pressure; blood vessel diameter maintenance. The record is from RefSeq and is a predicted model, not a curated record. The transcript is spliced from 5 exons. Bases 74 to 430 code for a protein of 118 amino acids.